AGAGUUUAGUUUGUGCGAAACUAAAGGAGCUGCGAGUAGACAAAUCGGCGGCCAACUUUCAUUCAUCCAGAUCCCAGGGGAAAGAUGGCGGCGACGCCGUACCGGCUGCGAUGCUCGUUGCUGGGUCAUUCGAUGGAUGUGAGAGCAGUGGCGGCCGCACAUCAUCCCGAAGGUUCCAUCGUCACAGGCUCGCGCGACCGGACAACGCGGAUAUGGCUGCCAAACGAAGGCAGCUGCGACUAUUACGAGAGCCAGUGCCUCAUGGGGCCGAGCAACUUCGUGUCAAGUGUGUGCACUGUGCCUCCCUCAGACCAAUACACAUCUGGCCUAAUCCUAGUGGGCAGCAACGACUGCAGCAUCUACUGUUUCAGCCCCGAUUCACCACAGCCCCUGUACAGACUGCUGGGGCAUAGUGGAAACGUCUGCGCCUUGGCAGCUGGUCAAUUUGGCACAUUGCUCAGUGGCUCCUGGGACAAAACGGCGCGCGUCUGGUUUGGCCAGAAGUGCAUGCUCACCCUGGAGGGGCACCAGGGCCCAGUCUGGGCAGUCCAGAUCUUCCCCAAACAGGGGCUCAUGCUCACCGGCUCGGCCGACAAGACCGUGAGGCUGUGGCGUGCUGGAAAGUGCGAGCGGGUCUUCACUGGUCACGAAGACUGCGUCCGCAGCCUAGCCGUACUUUCCAAGAUGGAAUUUCUGUCGAGCUCCAACGACUGCACCAUCCGCCACUGGACAGCCACUGGAGAGUGCCUACGCGUGUACAUGGGACACACCAGUUUCGUCUACUCCGUCUGUGCACUUCCCGACACUCUUAGUGGCACGGAAGAGUUUGUGACGUGCGGUGAAGACCGAACUGUGCGCGUCUGGUCCUGUGGCGGGGACUGUAUCCAAACUCUGCGGCUGCCAGCGCAGUCGGUGUGGUCAGUAGCAUGUCUAGCAAAUGGAGACAUCAUUGCUGGCUCAAGUGAUGGCAUUGCGCGAGUGUUCACGAGACAUGGUGAGCUUCAGGCACCGCCCGAGCAGCAGAGGGCAUUCGAGGAGGAAGUCUCCAAGUCGGCAUUGCCAGCUCAGGAGCUUGGUGACCUCAAGAUCAAUGAACUGCCUGGCAAAGAAGCCCUCCUGGAUAGAGGCAAAAGAGAUGGCCAGACAAAGUUGAUACGAGAUGGCGAUGUGGUGUCAGCAUACCAGUGGGUCGUUGCCGAUGAUGUGUGGCAGAAAAUUGGGGACGUCGUGGGUAUGCCGAACUCGGACACUCCUGUUGGCAAGAUCACUUACGAAGGAAAGGAGUAUGACUACGUCUUUGAUGUGGACUUGGACACUGGCGGGAAAAUGAAGCUACCGUACAAUGUGACCGAGGACCCGUGGCAUGCAGCCCAGAACUUCAUACACCGCAACAAUCUGAGCCAGUAUUACCUUGACCAGAUUGCAAACUUCAUAAUUCAAAACACAAAAGGCAUGGUCAUUGGGAAUGCUGUUCCUAGUACAUAUCAGGAUCCCUUCACCGGUGGCUCAAGAUAUAUCCCAGGAACUGAGAGGAGACCCCCGACAGUGCAACAAGGAUCGCAACAAGGUGACUCAACAGAGAAUGACAACGCAGCGGGUGACAUGACUGUUGGCGGGCGCUUUUUUCCCCACACGUCGUUUGUUCGCUUCGAUGUCGCUAACACCCAGGGCAUCCUUACUAAGAUGCGGGAAUUCAACACUCAAGUCCCUCCUACUGACACGGUGGACGAUGACGACUUGGUUCAGCUCAUGGCACUAGCUUGUGCGUCAGGAACGCCUAGCGAUGCCCAAAUGGCUGCUCUUGAAAGGGUUGUGCAUUGGCCACAAGAGUUUGUGUUCCCGGCGCUGGACCUGCUGAGGCUUGCACUGCGAAAUCCCACGGUGAACAGCCACGUCUGCAGUCUGAGUGGGCCGCAGCUUUGCAGCCACCUGAUUGGUCUGCUCUCGUCUACGGGCCCUAACGCAGCAGCCAAUCAGAUGCUAGUCCUGCGCAGCCUUUGCAACCUUUUCUCCCAGCCCAGCGGCGAGGCGCUGGCGCUGCGCGAGCGCGAGCGGAUACUUGGCGCCCUUCAACGGCGAGCUGCAGCUGGUGGCGCCAACAAGAACACACAGAUCGCGAUGUCCACACUGCUGUUGAAUUUCGCCGUAGCUCACCUGCGGGCUGGGGCAGCGUGCAACACGCAGGACACGGAACGAAUGGUGCAGCUGCUGACUGCCAUGGUCGCAGUUGCGGCCGAGCUGACAGACGGCGAGGCGCAGUUUCGUCUGCUCGUGGCAGCAGGCACGCUGUGCAACGUGGAAGGAUCAGGGACCGCCGAGAUUCGCGAGCUGGCAAUUGCGCUUGAACUCCCGCGGGUCGUGGAGAAGUGGGUGGUGACGGACUGCCCCGAGAAAGUGAAGCUGUGUGCGCAGCAGUUCCUGGAAUCCUUGAGGUGAAAGCGCACAGGGUGCACGGCUGUCUAGGCUCGUGAAGUGAAACUGAUCUGUCGCCCAUGCGUUGUUUUUCUUUCAAUUUUUUUUUUCUUGGUGUUCAAUUUCGUGCGCACAGUAACCCCCUCCCAUUGGUUUCUCUGGGUGGAGGUGCAGGCUGUCCAAAUUCUGAGGGGAGCUUUUGUGAGACUUCUAUCUUUUAGUUUGUCUUUUUGUUACUGUAAGAGUAGAGUUGAAAUGGCAACUUUUAAUAAAUUCUCGGUAAGUAUUCUGUUUUAUUGGUUUGUUUCCCGAAGCUUCUGUGGUUGCAGAGGAAUAUGUUGUAUUGAAUGACUGCGUUAAACUGAAGCGGCACCCAAGCCUGUUCUGGAAGCCCUGAGGCAAAAAGUGGAUUUUUCCUGGUUUACUGGCUCGGGAAGUGAGCCUUGUGCACCUCCAACGUACCUUUCUCUUUUUCUUUUCAAUUUUCUGUAAAUGCUGUGUAACCCUUCGAAUACUGAUACUCGUGAUCCCCUUAGGUUUAGAUUCCGCUCAUUGAAAAUCGCCAUGAAACUGUCUGUAUGACCUUCCUUUUGGUGUGUGCAGCAGCAGGCACUGUUUUUGCAUUGCACCGUGCAAUCUCACCCAAACAAGAAUGGCGACGUCACCUUCGCAAACCCUCCCCAACUUGUUCCAACACUGUUUCUGCUUGACUGUGACAGGCUUGACACCCUCGUGCAUUUUAUUCGCAUUGCUCGAAUACCUCUUGUAAAUACUAACUGCCCACUGGUUUGGGUUUCCCGUCUGGCUGCCCAAACACAUCUUUCUUUUGAGUGCCUGCGUCAUCCUAAACUUGCAUGAAAGCAGUUUACAACUUGAUUUGAAGAGAAUAGAUUGUUGUCAUUUUCGAGGCAAACUCGUCAUGCAUUCUGCAAUGAAAAUUUACUUCUCCUCUGGUGCCCCAGAACUGUUAGGUGACUCGUAAAAACUUUGCUGCAAAUUUUCUACACUGCUUUAACAUGAGAAGAAAAGCCGCUGGCACACCAAACGAUCAAGGUUUCUUGAUCAAAUGGCAUCGCAGACUUUCUCAUGUACCCUGAAGUGGAAAUUUUUCUACAUUUGCAACAGGCAUUCUUUUUUUUUUUUUUUGAGAUCGCAGAUUUUUCGAUAAACCUUGGUGCUUGCUAUCAAUCGGGAAUGUAUUCCGAUUGAUUCAUUUCGCUCAAGGCAGACUCGAAAGAGACACAUAGACACGAAAAAACUUGGAAAACAAAGUUUGCAGAGAUGCUGGAAUUCCUGUUUUCUUAGCAGCCUGUGCCAGGCAUGCGUGCCAACUGAAAGUUUCUUGUUAUGCCUCAUUGCAGACAGUCUCGAAUUGUCUUGGACAGAAACUUUUGCUUUUUCCAUCAAUUUAUCCUCGCAGCAGCAACUGAGUGAAGGUAUGAAAACAUAGCUUACUCAACAAAUACACAGGCUGGCUUGUGAAAUUUUAAGCCCACAUUGUCCAGUUAAGUGCCGAAGCCGAACUACUGGGAUUAGCUUGCAUUAAAUUGAAAGCAUGUGUUAAUUGGGAAAACUUUGUCGUAGCUUAGGCUUAGCUUGUAUUUUACAUUGCAUUUGGUUGGCCAAGCUCAACUUUGGCCCCAAAUUGUGCACCCUACAUGCCCCCCCCCCCCUUCUUGCCAUUGUGCCGUGGUAUCCAUGACUUGCGAAAAAAAUUCUCCCCAAGAGCUUUGCACUUGUAAAGCACCUAACUGUUGCAAGCCACGAUUUAAACAGUGCCUCAGCUGAUGGACAAAUAAAGUGCUUUCUAUUUUUCUGAA
Dermacentor andersoni is the source of this 4232-nucleotide messenger RNA. RefSeq names its product phospholipase A2 activator protein (gene Plap). Gene Ontology annotation, biological process: ubiquitin recycling; proteasome-mediated ubiquitin-dependent protein catabolic process. Gene Ontology annotation, molecular function: ubiquitin binding. NCBI's taxonomy places the organism in Eukaryota, Metazoa, Arthropoda, Arachnida, Ixodida, Ixodidae. The record is from RefSeq and is a predicted model, not a curated record. Gene Ontology annotation, cellular component: cytoplasm; nucleus.